Vombatus ursinus (common wombat) is the source of this 2600-nucleotide messenger RNA. RefSeq names its product FRAT2, WNT signaling pathway regulator (gene FRAT2). The transcript has a single exon. Bases 1 to 852 code for a protein of 283 amino acids. NCBI's taxonomy places the organism in Eukaryota, Metazoa, Chordata, Mammalia, Diprotodontia, Vombatidae. Gene Ontology annotation, cellular component: cytoplasm. The record is from RefSeq and is a predicted model, not a curated record.
AUGCCGUGCCGGAGGGAGGAGGAGGAGGAGGACGAGGACGACGAGGCGGCGGCGGCUGGAGUGGAGGAGGAGGACGCCGAGGGGGAGGGGGAGGAAGAAGAGAGCUUCCUCCUGCUGCAGCAGUCGAUGACCGUCGGGGGCUCGGGGGACGUGGACCGGCUGGUGGCCCAGAUCGGGGAGGCGCUGCAGCUGGACGCGGCGCACGGGAGCCGGCCCGCCCCCCGGGGGCCCCUGGCGCUCAAGCAGCAGUCGCCGCCGCCGCCGCCGCCGCCGCCGCUGCGACCCCAGGUCCUGCAGCUGCUGCUGCCUCCGGGGCCGGCUUCGGCGGCCCUGCAGCCCUCGGGACCGCUGCAGUGCGCGGGGAGCGGGGCCCGCGCUGCCCUAUCCUGGGCGAGCGCCGUGGGCACCUCCUCGCAGCCUCCGCCGCGGGCGCCGUCGGGUCCCUGCGCCCCAGGGGGGGCCCCGGCCCGGAGCAGCGCCUGUGGCCCGCACGUCUGCAAGCGGGGCUUCCCGCAGUCGCUGCCGGGCCCGUGCCGGCGCGCCUGGCUUCGGGGCGCCGCCGCCUCCCGGCGCCUGCAGCAGCAGCAGCACCAGCACCAGCACCACCAGUACCGGAACCGGGGGCAGCCGGGGCUCCGGGCCGGAGAGGAUGACCCCCACCAGUUUCUGCAGCAGCUUGUCCUCUCGGGGAACCUCAUCAAAGAGGCCGUGCGACGACUUCGGAGAGCUGUGGCAGUAGUUGCUGGCGCCGUGGCCCCCACUGCCCCCAGCGCCGGCCCCUCCUGCGUCUUUGCCUCCGGGGGCGGGAGGGACUCUAUCUCCCUGCAGCCCUCGACGACCGGUCUGCUCUAACCGGGAGUAAACCUGGGGCACAUACCGGCUGAUGGCAUACUGGUCUCCAGCAGCUACUGAACGCGGCAGGCCAAGAGGCAAGAAGAAGAGGGGCGGCUGAUACCCUGGGGCUGCCGCCCCAAAGACUGACAUGGACAAACUUGGGGUCCAGGGGAAUGGGUGGGGAGACAGAGAAAAGGGGCCUUCUGCUUAAUUGGAGGCAAACAAGGAACCCACAGCUUUAGCGAUUGGGGAGGGGAAGGUAAAGGGGUAUUAGAAAACAAAGUUGAUGGGGUGGGUCUGGGUGGUUUACCUUGUAUGUUACUGUCAGCCUCGGGCCUGAGGGCAAAUACCCCAGUCAGUUCGGGAUAAAUUAAUAUGGCAGCUAUUACUUUCAUUGCCUGGGCCUAAUUUUUCCUCUGAGGUCCAGUGAUUGUACUAAAAGUAUGGGGAUCCGAUGGGUUCAAAAGACAGGGGUUUUUAUAUGAUAACACUUGAAAACUGUUAUGUGCGUACAUUUCUUUUUUAUUUUGGGAAAUGCUUAAGGAAAAUGGUGCUACAGUUGCAUUGGGAAGAAAUAUUGGGUGGAGAAUAGUUUUGGGGCUGGAUGGGUUGAGUGGGACCUAUCCCAUUUUCUGUUGUGAAUGGGCAGUUGGCUUUUCCCGGGAGGGAAUGAGAGGAGAAGAAAGGGUGGAAUUCACUAGGUGGGGGUGGGAAAUAGUUGACGUUAAAUGCUUCUUGCAGUCUGAAAAGGCAUUUGAGAAUCUGUCCUUCCCAGUCUGUUUCCUUCAAGGUCACUGUUUCCCACAAGCUAUGUUGUGACUCUCCUGGCAGGAGAGUAACUGUAUCCUGGCUCGUUCUGCUUGUACUCUAAGCGGAGCCCUGUGUUGUGCAACUGCUGGGUGUCUCCUGAGGACAUGCACGCUGUGCCUACUAGUGGGGAGGGGAUGGUGGAUGCGUGCUUUCGGCGCAUAGUCCUUUUUAGAGCUCCUCCUGCCGUUGGCUACAGCUCUUGGCAAGGGAUCAAGAUUUCCUAGAAACUGUUAGGAAAAAAGCGCUCACUUGUGUUUCUUUUUCUUCCACUGUGACCCUCCUAGCGUCUCUCUCCUUUCUGUCUAGUUUUCGAGCCCUCCUUUGGGGUUCCUCUAUCGGGAUGUUUGUAUGUGAUAGAAAAUGAGGGUGGGAGGGUUUAGAGGAAGGACGUGCAGACUUCUAAUGGCCCCUCUGGAGCCUCUUGCAAUAAUAGCCGCGAUUCCCUUGAUGGAGGUGGCUUAGUUCCUUUUCUCUCUCCAUAGCUGCUUUUCUUUUGUGAGUGAAUGAAACCAGUCUAAAAAUGUGACCCUCUGAAUGGAGGAGCUGCAGGGCUCACCAUUGUGAAAUAUAAUGAGGUGUUGGAAACACACCGUCCCUGUGAUUUAAGGUAGCCGAAGAACAGUUGUAAGAGGUUGAUUGCUUGACUCAUUCAGAUACGGUUGUUGAAAUACUGGUGGUCCUGAUUUAAUAGGAUUUAUCUUUUAUUGAAAUGACUGAAUAAACCUGUUUUUUUUUGUUUGUUUUCAUAUUGUAGUGUUUCUGGGUGGGAAAGUAAACAUCUGAUACCCUUAACAAUGAACAGAUUUGAAAUGCAUCCCAUGGUGCCUGUUUUUAAAAGUUCAUGGAAGGAUGUGUUUAUUAAGCAACCUUUGUUUUGGGUUAAAAUGGGAAAUAACAGUGUGAGUAUACAAGAUGAAGAGAAAAUGAAAUAGAAUCAAAUAAAAGAUACAACCUGA